CACACACGUGGGGGCGUUGUCCUUAGCAAUCGCAAUUUACCAUGGUGGGAUUUGUUGUUAUUAGAAACGGGAUCGCUUCCGUAUUUACGAUCGUACGCAUCGUAUCGCGUGCAUGUAGCUUGAUACCGGCGUGCUAGCUGGUGCGCAAAUUCUACCACUUUACAUCAUUUACACAGACUGCGGAAGAUAUAUAUUUUUCAGAUACCAUGGCUCGGUCAGGAGACGAAUCGUGUUCUCAGAGCUCUAUCGGUCUUGAAUCCAUCUCAUUUAACCCUCAACUACCACACCCUCAGAGCUGGACGGAGGUACCGCAAUACAACAUGGGUGUCAGGCAACAAAGAACACAUGAAACAUUUGGAAACUGGAAAUAUGAUAUCCAGUGUCAAAUUUCAAAUAUCUCACAGAAACUGAAAGACUCCUUAGAGGAGCAUCCCGAUGAUCGGGCACGAGGUAGCGAUGUUCCCUGGCGACCGACACUCGGUGACCACACCCCUCGCGAAUUACCCCUCCGCCCACAACAGAGGAAACCCAUCGGUAACGCUGCCCCCUCACCUCCGUCGAGGGAAGAAACUGAAAACUUUUACAGAGCUAACAGUACUGCAAAUCCAUCUUACCCUCUGUCGUUUGGCCUUGGAAGAACGACUAUCUCCCGAUGAGAGUCUGUGGAAAUGAAUUGGUUGGACCAUGGUUGGACAACUCUCUUGUAAGCAUGUAAUGACUGGAGACUGUAAAAUGCUCUUCAAACCACCAAGUCAUAAUAGAAGACUUGAAGCUUUGUACGAUUGGAAGCAUUUUUAUUUAUUUCUUUUGGUUGUGAGAGUUGGGGAUCAGACCGAGUGUUGCUUCAUAUGCUCAAUAAUUAUGGUUUAUCUGGCCUUUACACAAAGUGCAGCCGUAUGGUAUUGAACAGUUACAUAACUAUGUGAUGGGCUAAAAAUUUAAGGAAAGAUUAACCUUCUAUUUGAUUAUUUGUCGGCUUUUGGAGAAAGGUUAUUUGUCUUCGAACAUGCAUUUCAUUUAUUUUGCAGCAGUGUGAACUAUAUACUGGGCUAUAUAAAUAAGGAAAUAUUUACCCACUAUUAUUUUCCAGUUUGUGGAGAAAGGUAUUUAUCUUUUACUAUGAAAAAAUCAUUAUAUUUGUUUGCUACUCAGUCUUCAAUGUCUAAAGUAAUAAUGAUUGACCUACUUCUUGAUUUUCUUUCAAGCAGACAUAUAGAGAGGUGUUUAAAGGUCAAGUCCACCCCACAAAAAUGCUGAUUUGAAUGAAUAGAGAAAAUCAAACUAGCAUAGUGCUGAAAAUUUCAUCAAAAUCGGAUGUAAAUUAAGAAAGUUAUGACAUUUUUAAGUUUAGCUUAUUUUUCACAAAACAGUGAUAUGCACAGCAGGGCGAGUCAGUCGAUGAUGUCCAUCACUCACUCUUUCUUUUGUGUUUUAAUGUUUGAAUUAUACAAUAUUUCAUUUUUUACAGAUUUGACAAUAAGGACCAACUUGACUGAACCAUACAGUAUUAAACAAUGCUAAUUCUACAUGUUCAGGGAGGAAUUAAUCACUGUAUCACUUGACAAUGAGGAGAAAAUUAGAAUAUUUCAUAUUUCAUAUAAUAAAAUACAAAAGAAAUAGUGAGUGGAUGAUGUCGAUGGUUUAGAUCCAUUGAUGGAGCUUUUCUUUAUAGAGGGUCAUCACUAUUCUGAUAAGAAAAUACCUUGUUUUCAAAGCAAUCAGAAUGAAAUGAAAUGUUGCUGAAUAUCUGAGAUUUUUCUAUAAUGAGGAAACCUUUGAAGUUUGCUUCGAGGGUGAAGACAAGAUUUUACAAUUAUGUGAAUUUAUUGAUGAAAAAUGUACUCAGUUUUGUUCCGAGUUUCUUAUAUCACUCAAUAAAUUUUGACAUUUUUGUGGUGUGCUUGACCUA
This is a messenger RNA of Lytechinus pictus (painted urchin), 1909 nucleotides long. RefSeq lists its product as uncharacterized. Bases 207 to 656 code for a protein of 149 amino acids. The record is from RefSeq and is a predicted model, not a curated record. NCBI's taxonomy places the organism in Eukaryota, Metazoa, Echinodermata, Echinoidea, Temnopleuroida, Toxopneustidae. The transcript has 4 exons.